Molecule: messenger RNA, 750 nt
Organism: Salpingoeca rosetta
Lineage: Eukaryota; Choanoflagellata; Craspedida; Salpingoecidae
Exons: 1
Coding region: 1-750 (249 amino acids)
Biological process (GO): regulation of canonical NF-kappaB signal transduction; positive regulation of JNK cascade; protein ubiquitination
Cellular component (GO): plasma membrane signaling receptor complex
Molecular function (GO): ubiquitin-protein transferase activity
Source: RefSeq, a predicted model, not a curated record
AUGGCGUACCAUCACCAACAACAGCAAGAGCUCAAGCCAUGCGUGGAUGCGAGCUGGUUUGUGGAAAGCGUGCCUGAGCGCUUCAUGUGCCCCAUCUGCCAUGACGUGAUGGUGCAGCCAACACAAGGGCCGUGCCAGCACGAGUUUGGCCACCAGUGCAUCCGUGCGUGGAUCAAAGAUCACCCUUGCUGUCCUGUUUGCCGGGACCCGCUGACCACCUCCAUGCUCACGCCCGCACGGCUCAUGCGCGAGCUGGUGGAGGAGCUGCCGCUCCGCUGCAAGUUCCACAACCACGGCUGCCAGGCGCGCAUCACCUUGGCUUCGGCGGACGCCCACCUGCGAGACCAGUGCACCGUCAUCGAGUGCACCAUGCCAGAGUGCCCUGAAAUCGUGCUGCGCGAGCACCUCGCGGACCACCUGAAAGUCUGUCCGCACAACCCGGGGGCGCACGCCGCACGUAUGAAGACGCUGGAGCAGCAGCAGCAGAACAUGCGGGUGGUGCUGUUUGAGAACCUGCGCUCGGGCGUCGUGGAUCCGCUCGUAUCCGUGCACAAGCGCCUGGUGCAGAGCCAGGUGCGCAUCCGUACCUUUGAGCAGACGCUUGACGAGAUCUCCAUCCCUCGCGAUGACGACGUGGCGCGGUCGAAGCGGAAGGAGCUGCUCCGUGUCCUGGGCCAAACCGAGGCCGCCAUCGACACGCUCGCCAAGUCCAUCAGCUCCUUCAAGGCGCACUGCCCCAGCAACGCUUGA